AUUCACGCAUUACUACUUUUUUUAUUACUUAUCCUCAAUGAAUCCUUCAACAAAGCCUCUCAGAUGGACAACCCAACGCGUCCACAAGAUUAGUAACCCUAAUCGCAUUCAAAAACAAAAACCAUCAAAGACACGUAAAAUUACCACGAAUCAAGCAGCCAAUAAAGAGCCAGUUACUAUCAAAUGCCCACAAAAGGAAAUUGAACGCCUCCAAAACGAGUUGGAGUUUACGUACGACGCUGUGGCAACAAUUACUGUCAACUUCCAAAGUCUCCUUCAUGCCUACAAAUGCAGUGAGCCACAAUUGGAAAAAACUAAAUCAGCCACACGCCUCUGCGAGAUGGAAAAGGAACUGUUGACAGCCUAUGACGAUUUAACCUUACAAGUCAGUCACCUCGAGCGCAAAAUUGCUAAAUUGGAAAAGAGAAUCACUACCCUUAAGGAGAUUGAAGAGUCCUGCAUACCCACCUAUAUAUCUUCCCCUUGCUCAUCUGUCGAAUCAAGUAUUUCGGACGUUACCCCGUGCUUGGAUCCUAUACAACUUAAUCUUGUAAACAAUGAUUUUUGCGAUCUACUAUCUCUUCCUGACAAUCAACUUUACUAUGAUUAUCAAUAUUACCCACCAUGUGUUUACUAUCCUAUCCUUGAAGACACUUAUUUAUAUCACAGCUUAUAAAAUCAUUCUUUAUCGAUUAUUUAUGAUUUAUGAUCCCAAAACACGCUCCUUACCACACAAAUACUUAUGAAUUCUACGUGACAAGCAGCAAAAGAUAUCAUUGACAGUAGACUAUGACUCCAUAUAUAUAUGUUUAUACAUAUAUGCUCUUAUAUUAUUUAUUUUACUUUUUAUUAUACUGCCAGUAUAUAUCCCCAUCUUUCCUUGUAUAUAAUAUCAAUAAAAAAAAAGCAUACUUAACGGGAACGCGGAAUUGUCGGAUGAU
Rhizopus microsporus ATCC 52813 is the source of this 941-nucleotide messenger RNA. RefSeq lists its product as uncharacterized. The record is from RefSeq and is a predicted model, not a curated record. NCBI's taxonomy places the organism in Eukaryota, Fungi, Mucoromycota, Mucoromycetes, Mucorales, Rhizopodaceae. The transcript has a single exon. The coding region runs from base 38 to 676 and encodes 212 amino acids.